Colletotrichum karsti is the source of this 1071-nucleotide messenger RNA. RefSeq names its product alcohol dehydrogenase. Gene Ontology annotation, molecular function: oxidoreductase activity, acting on NAD(P)H. The record is from RefSeq and is a predicted model, not a curated record. Bases 1 to 1071 code for a protein of 356 amino acids. The transcript has a single exon. Lineage: Eukaryota; Fungi; Ascomycota; Sordariomycetes; Glomerellales; Glomerellaceae.
AUGUCUUUACCAUCAGUCUCCAACGCGCCAGCCCUCUUCGUCGACGAUGACUGCAACUUCAAAGUCAUCCGCUCCGUCCCAAUCCCCGAGCUCGCCCCGGGUGAGGUCAUCGUCAAAGUCUCGUUCUCGGGCGUCAAUCCCGCCGACGUGAAACACGGCCUGCACCUCGGCGUUCGGAACACGGUGAUGGGCUACGACUUCAGCGGUCGCGUCGUGCGUGCGAACCCCGACUCCGCCUUCAAAGUCGGCGAGGUCGUAGCCGGCCACGUCCCGACGGGUGUCGGGAAGCCGUGGAAGCACGGCGCUCACCAGGAGUAUCUCUCCUGUCCCGAGGAGAUUGUGUUCAAAGUCCCAGACAACCUGCCGCGUGACCACGCCGCGUGCCUGACCACGGUUUUGACAACGGCUGCUGAUGGAUUGUACAACAUCUUUGGAUACCCUCUCCCCGGCGAACAACCCAGCAAAGGGUUCAAGCCCGGUCCGUUGCUGAUUUGGGGCGCGUCGACGAGCGUGGGGUUGUGCAUGCUCCAACUAGCACGGGCGAGCGGCGCGUUUCCCAUCUUCGUCACGGCAUCGCUGAGACGGCAUGAGCUGUUGGAGAAGCUCGGAGCGACGCGCUGUUUCGACUACGCUUCUCCCGACGUGGAGUCCCGGAUCCAGGCCUCCGUGGCCGAGGCUGAGGCGGGGCCCAUCGCGUACGCCGCCGAUUGUGCCGGAACGAUGGGGGAAGUUAGCUCUGCGGACCAGAUGUUGAAGUGUGUCGGCGCCGAUGCGAAGUUGCUAUCUGUGGUUGGUGGGAGGGAUCGGCGGUUCAAGAUGCCGUUGGCUUCGGCGCACGCUCCGGUCAAGUUGGCACUCGGUGGUCGUGUGAUUGAGUUCCCGGCGAGACCAGAGGACUUUGGGCGGAUGUGGAAGUCAGUCAUAUGGGCCGUUGAGAACUACGGCGAUGCGUUCUCAUUGCCGGUUGUUGAUGUCUUCAAGGGCGACGCGGAAAAGGCUCUCGAGGAGGUAAAGAAGGUUGCUGACCAGGGCAAGUUCGGGAAAUUGGUAUUGGAGCACCCGCUACAAUGA